AUAUUCAAAUUACGUGAGAUUUAAAGCUAGUUUGGUCAAUCGCGUAAAUACAUCGAAACAGUACACACUGGAAAUUUUUCAACGAGCAAAUAGUGAAAUUUCACACUUAAGUAUACAAAAAAUACAUUUAUUUCAAAUUUUCAAUAAUGAAGUGGCACUUGUGUUCUUCGAAAGAAAACAUUGAAACGGAGCAUGUUCCUGUUGAAGCAAUUAGAAGACAGCUGAUAACAUUACUUCCAGUUAACAUGAACGCUUUUAUGAUGGGAUGUGCCAUCGGCUGGCUCCCAGUCGCUAUUUAUUUCCUGGGUGGUGGAGAAGAGCAAGUCGCAUGCUCGGUAUGCAAUCUGAUCGCAUCUUUCAACCAAUUUGGAAAACUCGUAUUCGCUAUCCCUGGUGGAAUGGUUGUGGAUGAAUAUGGCAGGAAGAAAGUUACCAUCGGAAUCGCCUUCUUGAAUUUCUUCUCUUGGUUGGGAAUUACGAUGUGGACUACGCCAUCGGCACACUACAUUGGACAAUUCGCUCUCGGAAUAGGCCAAGCACUCACACAAGAAGCCUGCCUGAUCAUCAUAGGUGAAACAGCCUCGCCCGCCAUACGAGGCCAACUAAGCAGCGUGUACCAAAUUUUCCUAUCCAUCGGCGUAAUCUUACCAGCAGUCCUGAGCGUAUUUUGUUCAUCCAUCGACACGAUCAACGAGAUAAUCACAUUCGCUUCAUUCAUCAGCCUUCUCACGAUGGUCAUCGCGACCGAAACAUCUAAUUUUUUAAUCAGCAAAUCGAAAUUAAAUCAAGCUAGACUACAUUUAACUAGAAUAAGACAAGGUUACUCGUUCGGUAAAAUCAAUUCCGAAUUUGAAAGCUUGAAAAAAUACAUAGAAAAUGAGAAAGCACGUAAAAGCCAACUAGACUGGUGGAAUUUCCUCCAACUGAAAAGUGUCUGGCAACCUUUAUUCAUAUGCAUCUUGAUCAAGUUCUUUACAGCUGGAACAGGAAGAAAUUUAUUCACCACUUACGUCACCAGUAUAUUUUCAUCAAACGGUUCCAUACCGAAGAAAUUCUAUCCUUUAAUUAUGCAAAUCAUCAUGCUUCUCAUCAACGUUAUCACCACUUUCUAUAUAGAUGUAUUUCCUCGCCGCACGUUAUUCAUAUUUGGCGCUCUUUUUGUCGCCAUUUCAAACGCUUUUUCCGCUCUAAUGAGUUAUUUUUAUAUCGAAAGCAAUCAAGAUAUCUUCAAUUGGUUAUUCCUGUUGGGGAAUUUUUCAUAUUUGCUGUUUUUCAACGGCACAGUACAGCCAAUAAAUAGCAUAAUCAGAACCGAGUUGUUCCCUCAAGCGGUCAAAGGAUUAGGAGGAUCUCUCAGCAUCAUAAGUCAGGCCAUUUCCACCAUAAUUACGUUCCAAAUAUUCAACAUAAUCGACGAAUAUUUCCAACUGUACCAUUUGUACGCUGUAUUGACCGCAUAUUCGGUCAUAUUGUGCAUCAUUGUGUAUCUAUAUCUGCCCGAAAGUCGAGGAUCAACUUUGGUUGACAUUCAGUCGAAAUUUCAAAACGGUUCUUUACCAUAUGAUGCGGUAAUUACUGACGUAGAUGGAUGCAGAUGUGAUAAAUAUACGAGUUGCGUGAGCAAGAUGCUCGGUACGACGUAUAACUCAGUUUAGGUAGCUCAAAGGAGAAAAAUAGCGACGUUCGCUAUCAAUUUAUUCAAAAUUAUGAAGAGAAAUAUCUCAAUAUCGCAUUAUAUUGGUGAAAAAAGAGGAUGAUACACAGAACAAGACGAGGAAGCACAGAUACGAGUACAUACUUGAGGGUACCUCUUUGAGGAAGAAUUUUUAGGAUACAUGAAUUCAAAUUUGAUUAUUGGAAAUCGAGGCGAUUAAAAUAUUGUAUAAAAUGAAGAAAAAACCAGCUGACACAAUUUCCACCUUGCAGGUAGUUGAUGUUAUGGCAGUAUCGAUGAAAUUUUGAAAAAUUUCAAAGUAAACCGAUCUAUUUCCUCGCCUUUGUCGAAUUGAAGGAUACUUUGAAGUUGAAGAAAAAGCAAAAGAACGUGAAAUUAUAUUUUGAGUAUCGAAAUUCCAUCCUUCAAAUCUUUCAUCUUUUUUCAGCACCAAAGACGAUUGAAAAAUACCUACCUAAUCGAAUAUUCUCCAAAAAAAUGUACAGUUAGUAAAGGAAAAUGUAGCAAAUUGGUGGAAUAGCAGUUGCUGUAAAUAUUAAGCUGUAAGAAUAUAGGCGUAUGAAGAUAAUUUGAAAGUAAAAAGAAUUGAUGAUAAACUCAAAGAAUUCAAUAAUUUGUAAAUAUGUACUAAUUUUUAGAGCCUAUAAAUUCUGAGACCUAUCUGGUGAAGAAUUUUUUGAAAACAGUGGCAAACUGGUACAAUUAAGGACAGCCACUUUACUGUUAUUAUUAAAAUUAAGUGAAAAUAUAUGCGUUAUAAUCACA
Molecule: messenger RNA, 2440 nt
Organism: Planococcus citri (citrus mealybug)
Lineage: Eukaryota; Metazoa; Arthropoda; Insecta; Hemiptera; Pseudococcidae
Exons: 3
Coding region: 147-1655 (502 amino acids)
Biological process (GO): transmembrane transport
Cellular component (GO): membrane
Molecular function (GO): transmembrane transporter activity
Source: RefSeq, a predicted model, not a curated record